CCCCUGAGCUCUGAGGGGAGUGUGCACUGCCCGGCCGGUGUGCGCCACGGCUGCGCGUUUUGGUGGAAAGCCCUGGGCCCCUGCUGGGGGUUGGGGUUGGGGGCUGGGUCGCCUGCGCCGAGUGUUGCUGAGGCUGCGUCUUGGGUGCGCAGCUCCGGCCCAGCCUCACCCAGGGGAACGCCUCGCAGGUGCUCACGGACGAUGGAGAGGUCCGCGCCCAGGGUGGGAGUCCGUGCUUCCGGGUGUGUCUGCAGCUCGGGGCGCUGGAGGGUGGGAUGUGACCCCGAGACGGCGGCGGCCUGGCACGUGAUGUAUGUGUGUCCUUGUCUGAUGUGUCGGUGUCCCCGCUGGACCGGGUUCCAGUCCCAGCUUUGCCACUCCCCGGCUUGUGUGCCUUGGGGCAGGUGACUACCCCGCGCUGUGCCUCAGUUGCCUCAUCUGUACAAUGGGCAUGAUUUAAAAAUACCUGUCUCAGAGGGCGGUUGUGAGGAUUGAGAGGUAAUUCUGUACGUGUAAAACGCUGCGGACGAUACCUGGCACAGACUAAAUACUCAUAAGAAUAAAUACAUUAAAUAAACUAUGAUCAUGUAUCUUUUGUAUGAGGCAAGUGCUGUGGUUGUGUAAUGUCUGCGUAACCUCAGGGGAAACGUGGGUAUUUGCGACCCGUGUGUCUGUGCGCGUGUCUGUGUCUGUGUUGUGGGUGUGUGACUCUUUGCAUGUGUUAUGUGUGCCCGUGCAUGUUUAUGUAUGUGAUGUGUGACUGUGGUGGGGUUCUGUGUCUUUGUAACCUUGUGUGAAAGGUGUGUGUAUUUGUGAUGUGUGUCCAUGUCUGUUUAGGUAUGUGAUAUGUGCAUCUCUGUGUGUCUGUGUAUUUGAUCUGUGUGCCUAUGUCUGUGCUUAUGUAUAAUGUGUGACUGUGUAUAUGUGCAUGUUAUAUGUGUCUGUAUGUAUCAGUGUGUGGUGUAUUUAUGUGUAUUUUUGCAUGUGAUUUAUGUAGCCCUGUAUGUAUGAGUUGUGUGUGCCCGUAUGCAUGUGUAUGUAGUGUGUCUGUGUGUAUCCAUGUGAGUGAAACUUGUGUCCGUGUGAGUGAUGCAUGUUACGUGUCCAUAUAUAUGCAUGUGUUAUGUUUCUGUGUACUCAUGUAUGUGAUGUGCCUGUCUCUGUGUAGCUGCUGUGUCCGUGUCUAUGUUAGUUCAUGUGAUGUGUGUGUCUGCGUGUGUCUGUGCAAUUGCUGUCUGUGCAUGUCUGUGUGACGUGCAUGUAUGUGAUACUUGUCUCUGUGGGUAUUCUUUGUUGCCCAUUUGUCUAGGGACUGUCUGCGUGGCUGUGACUAUGAGUGUCAGCAUGUCACAGUGGUGUCCGUGGGGAUCUUUGUCUGUGGCGUGUGCGUCUGUGGAUCUGGGGCUUUACUUUGUCUGGGGCAUGUGUGGGUCUUUGUGAUGCUUUGACGUUCCUGCGUGGCCGGGUGCAUCUGUGCUGGAAGCCGGCCUGCCUGUGCGUUUCCAGUGCGGUCCCUGCGUCUUUGUGUGUGACGUGUACGUGUCCCCGUCUGCUGAUGGCUGUCCACCUUUGUAUGUGAUGCGCUUGUCUAUGAGGGUCCCUGCGACGUGUGUCAGCUGUGUGUGGGCUGCGCGUGCCUGACAUCUGCAUCUUAGCGUGUAGCACAUGUGUCCAUGCUGGUGGCAUGUCACAGCGGUGUCCGGGCCAGGCACCCGUGGGCCCUGCCCCCCCACCCCCGCUGCAAGUGUGUGCCGGUCCCUGUCUGUCCCUCCCCCUCCCAUUUCCUCCCCUCCCUCCUGGCAGCCAAUGCUACGGGGGAGCCAGUUGCCAUGACGACGCUCCAUCCUCCCUCCUCCCACCCUUCCUGUGACAGGCUGUCUGCUCCCCCAAUCCUGGCUGCCCUCGGGGGCGGGGCCCUCUUUCUCGCCCCCCCCAAUCCUACCCUCUCCCCCCCACCCCAGCAACCCCGGCUCCCCAGCAUCUCUCCUCUGUCCGCCUCUCCAUCCCUUCAUCCGUCUGUCCGUUCAAAGAGGGGGAGGGGGGUACCUGAGCCAGCAAGCAGCCCCUCCCUCCCCCUGUCCUGCGUCUCCUGCCCCUCUCCUGGGCCGGGAGGAGGCCAGGGUCGCGCGGGUCCCCAUGGCUGGGGGCUGAGGGCCCGCCCCCCCCUCCUCCCCAGCCGCCACCACCUCCACCUCCCUGCCAUCCUCGACAAGAUGCCUGCCCCCGGCGCCCUCAUCCUCCUUGCGGCCGUCUCCGCCUCCGGCUGCCUGGCGUCCCCGGCCCACCCCGAUGGAUUCGCCCUGGGCCGAGCUCCUCUGGCUCCUCCCUACGCUGUGGUCCUCAUUUCCUGCUCCGGCCUGCUGGCCUUCAUCUUCCUCCUCCUCACCUGUCUGUGCUGCAAACGGGGCGAUGUCGGCUUCAAGGAGUUUGAGAACCCUGAAGGGGAGGACUGCUCCGGGGAGUACACUCCCCCUGCGGAGGAGACCUCCUCCUCACAGUCGCUGCCUGAUGUCUACAUUCUCCCGCUGGCUGAGGUCUCCCUGCCAAUGCCUGCCCCGCAGCCUUCACACUCAGACAUGACCACCCCCCUGGGCCUUAGCCGGCAGCACCUGAGCUACCUGCAGGAGAUUGGGAGUGGCUGGUUUGGGAAGGUGAUCCUGGGAGAGAUUUUCUCCGACUACACCCCCGCCCAGGUGGUGGUGAAGGAGCUCCGAGCCAGCGCGGGGCCCCUGGAGCAACGCAAGUUCAUCUCAGAAGCACAGCCGUACAGGAGCCUGCAGCACCCCAAUGUCCUCCAGUGCCUGGGUCUGUGCGUGGAGACGCUGCCGUUUCUGCUGAUUAUGGAGUUCUGUCAACUGGGGGACCUGAAGCGUUACCUCCGAGCCCAGCGGCCCCCCGAGGGCCUGUCCCCUGAGCUACCCCCUCGAGACCUGCGGACGCUGCAGAGGAUGGGCCUGGAGAUCGCCCGCGGGCUGGCGCACCUGCAUUCCCACAACUACGUGCACAGCGACCUGGCCCUGCGCAACUGCCUGCUGACCUCUGACCUGACCGUGCGCAUCGGAGACUACGGGCUGGCCCACAGCAACUACAAGGAGGACUACUACCUGACCCCAGAGCGCCUGUGGAUCCCGCUGCGCUGGGCGGCGCCCGAGCUCCUCGGGGAGCUCCACGGGACCUUCAUGGUGGUGGACCAGAGCCGCGAGAGCAACAUCUGGUCCCUGGGGGUGACCCUGUGGGAGCUGUUUGAGUUUGGGGCCCAGCCCUACCGCCACCUGUCAGAUGAGGAGGUCCUCGCCUUCGUGGUCCGCCAGCAGCACGUGAAGCUGGCCCGGCCGAGGCUCAAGCUGCCUUACGCGGACUACUGGUAUGACAUUCUUCAGUCCUGCUGGCGGCCACCUGCCCAGCGCCCUUCAGCCUCUGAUCUCCAAUUGCAGCUCACCUACUUGCUCUCCGAGCGGCCUCCGCGGCCCCCACCGCCGCCACCCCCACCCCGAGACGGUCCCUUCCCCUGGCCCUGGCCCCCUGCACACAGUGCGCCCCGCCCGGGGACCCUCUCCUCACCGUUCCCACUACUGGAUGGCUUCCCUGGAGCCGACCCCGACGAUGUGCUCACGGUCACCGAGAGCAGCCGCGGCCUCAACCUCGAGUGCCUGUGGGAGAAGGCCCGGCGUGGGGCCGGCCGGGGUGGGGGGGCACCUGCCUGGCAGCCGGCGUCGGCCCCCCCGGCCCCCCACGCCAACCCCUCCAACCCUUUCUACGAGGCGCUGUCCACGCCCAGCGUGCUGCCUGUCAUCAGCGCCCGCAGCCCCUCCGUGAGCAGCGAGUACUACAUCCGCUUGGAGGAGCACGGCUCCCCUCCUGAGCCCCUCUUCCCCAACGACUGGGACCCCCUGGACCCAGGAGUGCCUGCCCCUCAGGCCCCCCAGGCCCCUUCCGAGGUCCCCCAGCUGGUGUCCGAGACCUGGGCCUCCCCCCUCUUCCCUGCGCCCCGGCCCUUCCCAGCCCAGUCCUCAGCAUCAGGCAGCUUCCUGCUGAGCGGCUGGGACCCCGAGGGCCGGGGCGCCGGGGAGACCCUGGCGGGAGACCCUGCCGAGGUCCUGGGGGAGCGGGGGACCGCCCCGUGGGUGGAAGAAGAAGAGGAGGAGGAGGAGGGCAGCUCCCCAGGGGAAGACAGCAGCAGCCUUGGAGGAGGCCCCAGCCGCCGGGGUCCCCUACCCUGUCCCCUGUGCAGCCGCGAGGGGGCCUGCUCCUGCCUGCCACUGGAGCGGGGGGACGCCGUAGCAGGCUGGGGAGGGCACCCUGCUCUUGGCUGCCCCCACCCCCCCGAGGACGACUCCUCGCUGCGGGCAGAGCGGGGUUCCCUGGCCGACUUGCCCAUGGCCCCCCCCGCCUCGGCCCCCCCCGAGUUUCUGGACCCCCUCAUGGGGGCGGCGGCGCCCCAGUACCCCGGGCGGGGGCCACCUCCCGCUCCCCCCCCCCCGCCGCCACCUCCUCGGGCCCCCGCGGACCCGGCCGCGUCCCCCGACCCCCCUUCGGCCGUGGCCAGUCCCGGUUCAGGCCUCUCGUCGCCGGGCCCCAAGCCGGGGGACAGCGGCUACGAGACCGAGACCCCUUUUUCCCCAGAGGGAGCCUUCCCAGGUGGGGGGGCGGCCGAGGAGGAAGGGGUCCCUCGGCCGCGGGCUCCCCCCGAGCCACCCGACCCAGGAGCGCCCCGGCCACCUCCAGACCCGGGUCCGCUCCCACUCCCGGGGCCCCGGGAGAAGCCGACCUUCGUGGUUCAAGUGAGCACGGAGCAGCUGCUGAUGUCCCUGCGGGAGGAUGUGACAAGGAACCUCCUGGGGGAGAAGGGGGCGACAGCCCGGGAGACAGGACCCAGGAAGGCGGGGAGAGGCCCCGGGAACAGAGAGAAAGUCCCGGGCCUGAACAGGGACCCGACAGCCCUGGGCAACGGGAAACAAGCCCCAAGCCUGAGCCUCCCAGUGAACGGGGUGACAGUGCUGGAGAACGGGGACCAGAGAGCCCCGGGCAUCGAGGAGAAGGCGGCGGAGAAUGGGGCCCUGGGGUCCCCCGAGAGAGAAGAGAAAGUGCUGGAGAAUGGGGAGCUGACACCCCCAAGGAGGGAGGAGAAAGCGCUGGAGAAUGGGGAGCUGAGGUCCCCAGAGGCCGGGGAGAAGGUGCUGGUGAAUGGGGGCCUGACACCCCCAAAGAGCGAGGACAAGGUGUCAGAGAAUGGGGGCCUGAGAUUCCCCAGGAACACGGAGAGGCCACCAGAGACUGGGCCUUGGAGAGCCCCAGGGCCCUGGGAGAAGACGCCCGAGAGUUGGGGUCCAGCCCCCACGAUCGGGGAGCCAGCCCCAGAGACCUCUCUGGAGAGAGCCCCUGCACCCAGCGCAGUGGCCUCCUCCCGGAACGGCGGGGAGACAGCCCCUGGCCCCCUUGGCCCAGCCCCCAAGAACGGGACGCUGGAACCCGGGACCGAGAGGAGAGCCCCCGAGACUGGGGGGGCGCCGAGAGCCCCAGGGGCUGGGAGGCUGGACCUCGGGAGUGGGGGCCGAGCCCCAGUGGGCACGGGGACGGCCCCCGGCGGCGGCCCCGGAAGCGGCGUGGACGCAAAGGCCGGAUGGGUAGACAACACGAGGCCGCAGCCACCGCCGCCACCGCUGCCACCGCCACCGGAGGCACAGCCGAGGAGGCUGGAGCCAGCGCCCCCGAGAGCCAGGCCGGAGGUGGCCCCCGAGGGAGAGCCCGGGGCCCCAGACAGCAGGGCCGGCGGAGACACGGCACCCAGCGGAGACGGGGACCCCCCCAAGCCCGAGAGGAAGGGCCCCGAGAUGCCACGACUAUUCUUGGACUUGGGACCCCCUCAGGGGAACAGCGAGCAGAUCAAAGCCAGGCUCUCCCGGCUCUCGCUGGCGCUGCCGCCGCUCACGCUCACGCCAUUCCCGGGGCCGGGCCCGCGGCGGCCCCCGUGGGAGGGCGCGGACGCCGGGGCGGCUGGCGGGGAGGCCGGCGGGGCGGGGGCGCCGGGGCCGGCGGAGGAGGACGGGGAGGACGAGGACGAGGACGAGGAGGAGGACGAGGAGGCGGCGGCGCCGGGCGCGGCGGCGGGGCCGCGGGGCCCCGGGAGGGCGCGAGCAGCCCCGGUGCCCGUCGUGGUGAGCAGCGCCGACGCGGACGCGGCCCGCCCGCUGCGGGGGCUGCUCAAGUCUCCGCGCGGGGCCGACGAACCAGAGGACAGCGAGCUGGAGAGGAAGCGCAAGAUGGUCUCCUUCCACGGGGACGUGACCGUCUACCUCUUCGACCAGGAGACGCCAACCAACGAGCUGAGCGUCCAGGCCCCCCCCGAGGGGGACACGGACCCGUCAACGCCUCCAGCGCCCCCGACGCCUCCCCACCCCGCCACCCCCGGAGAUGGGUUUCCCAGCAACGACAGCGGCUUUGGAGGCAGUUUCGAGUGGGCGGAGGAUUUCCCCCUCCUCCCCCCUCCAGGCCCCCCGCUGUGCUUCUCCCGCUUCUCCGUCUCGCCUGCGCUGGAGACCCCGGGGCCACCCGCCCGGGCCCCCGACGCCCGGCCCGCAGGCCCCGUGGAGAAUUGAUUCCCCGAAGACCCGACCCCCCUGCACCCUCAGAAGAGGGGUUGAGAAUGGAAUCCUCUGUGGAUGAUGGCGCCACUGCCACCACCGCAGACGCCGCCUCCGGGGAGGCCCCCGAGGCUGGGCCCUCCCCCUCCCACUCCCCCACCAUGUGCCAAAUGGGAGGCCCCGGGCCCCCGCCCCCCAGCCCCCCAGAUGGCUCCCCUGACCCCCCUGACCCCCUCGGAGCCAAAUGAGGCAGGAAUCCCCCCCGCCCCUCCAUAGAGAGCCGCCUUUCUCGGAACUGAACUGAACUCUUUUGGGCCUGGAGCCCCUCGACACAGCGGAGGUCCCUCCUCACCCACUCCUGGCCCCAGACAGGGGCCGCAGGCUUCGGGGACCCGGAACCCCCAUUUCGCGUCUCCCCUUUCCCUCCCCAGCCCGGCCCCUGGAGGGGCCUCUGGUUCAAACCUUCGCGUGGCAUUUUCACAUUAUUUAAAAAAGACAAAAACAACUUUUUGGAGGAACACGGGGCCUGUGCGUGUUUCGCGAGGUGAGGAGGGGAGGAUGUAGGGAGAGAGUGCGACCCUGAGAAGUCCCUUCCUCACAGCCGGGCCCACAUGGCAGAUGGGACAUCGAUGCUCAGAGAGGCGGAAACUCCCGCACAGUGGCGGAGGCCCGGCUUCUCUGCUUCUCCGCUUCUCCGGAUCCCUGCUCUGCGCCUGGUGUUCGCAUCACCCGACCUCGGCCGCUGCAGCAGCAGCACUGCUGGCUCAAGAGGCCAUAAGGAUGAAGCAAGAGAAUCGCUUGAACCCAGGAGAUGGAGGUUGCAGUGAGCCGAGAUCGUGCCACUGCAUUCCAGCCUGGGCGACAAAGUGAGACUCAAUCUCAAAAAAAAAAAAAAACAAAAAACCAUAAGGAGCCCACUGGGGUUGGGUGGGGAAGGUGCGGGCUGUGGUCAGAGCCACGUUUCUGCAAGGUGGCCUGCGGUGGUGGCCAGACACUAUCCCAGGGCCAGGGGCUAGUGGGGCAGGGGCUCAGAAACGACUGCUCAUGCCCACACUGGAUCACGAUCGCAUCCCGCCCACCUCAGGUUGGCACUGCCUGUUCCCUGAAGUUCAGGGUCUACCUCCCCACCCAGCGUGGUGCUGCCUCAGUUUACCUUUCCAUGCGACUGCCCACCUCGCUGACAUUCUCAUCCCUUGCCUUUACCCUAACCGCACCUCUCUGUGUGGCUCUCUCUCAUUUCCAUCCUUCUGGCUCCCUGUCUCACCCUGCCCCAGUUUUGGUCUCCAUCUGAUCUGGAGUUUUCCUGUCUCCCCAUCUGAGUCUCUUGCUCUCAGCCUCCUCCUCCCUGUCUAAUUCUAUUUCGAUGUUUUUGUCUCGAGUUCCUCCCUGCCUCCACAUUUUUCUCCUUGUCUGUGUCUCCCUGUCACCUCCUCCUGUCUCGAUUAUGUCCUUCUGCCUUGUGCUUUUGUCUCUAUUUCCUUUUUUUAUGAGACGGAGUCUCAGUCUGUCGCCCAGGCUGGAGUGCAGUGGGGCGAUCUUAGCUCACUGCAAUCCUCCUGGGUU
Messenger RNA from Pongo pygmaeus (Bornean orangutan), 8144 nucleotides. RefSeq names its product lemur tyrosine kinase 3 (gene LMTK3). The transcript has 15 exons. NCBI's taxonomy places the organism in Eukaryota, Metazoa, Chordata, Mammalia, Primates, Hominidae. Gene Ontology annotation, biological process: protein phosphorylation. The record is from RefSeq and is a predicted model, not a curated record. Gene Ontology annotation, molecular function: protein kinase activity; ATP binding. The coding region runs from base 1674 to 6596 and encodes 1640 amino acids.